AUGGACAGCAGAGGACCGGUGGAUACGGUGGCGGCUAUAGCCAGCAACAACAACCGUCCAGUUACGGACAGCAACGGCAACAAGGUUACGGUGGUGGCUACGGUAAUGGUCAAGCGGCUUAUGGCGAGAAUCGGAAUGCGUAUGCGGGAAAUGGAUACAGCGGCCAGGGCCAAUAUUCCGGACCUCAAAAUGGUGCCGGAUUUAGCCGAAAUCAAUUUGCAGGAGCUG
Mesorhabditis spiculigera is the source of this 228-nucleotide messenger RNA. The record is from the annotation of a GenBank genome assembly. Lineage: Eukaryota; Metazoa; Nematoda; Chromadorea; Rhabditida; Rhabditidae.